AUGACAUUUAAGAUUAUCGCUCAGCCAUUGGAGAACUCGAAUAGAAGAGAAAAACCUCGAAAAGCUCCCUUCAUCUGUGACCUUUGUUCAAAAACCUUUUAUAUCGAACAUUGUUUCACAGCCCACCAGCGUAACCAUCUAGGCCUAUCGGGUUAUCCAUGUACAUAUAAAAAUUGUGAUCGUGCCUACAAUAGGGUCACCGACUUGAGAAGACAUCUCGACCGACACAAGGGCAUUCGCCACGAUUUCAUAUGCCAUGCCCUAAACUGUGGCGAAGUAUUUGCCGAAUACUACCAAUUGCACAAUCACAAGCAAAAGUACCACAACAGUGGUGAAACCCCGCAAAAAUGUGAAAAGCAAAUCCUAGACAAACCAAUUGCUUUUAAUGAAAGUUUUGUCUGUGAGACCUGUGGAAAAGUGUUUAGCAACAAGAAUCUUUUUAAAAAUCACUGUCUGUUACAUAUCGAUGAAUCGCAUUGGCCUUUUGUAUGCGAUGAAGCCGGUUGUGGCAAAAGAUUCCGCAUGAAAUCACGCCUCAAAACACAUAAACUCCGUCAUAGUGGCAUUAAGAGGUAUUCAUGUCCUUACUGUGGCCUGAAGAAAGUCACCAAGAAUGAAUUGAAUAUUCACGUUAAUUUACACACCUUUGAAAAGAAGUAUCCUUGUCGUGUAUGCUCAAAAGUAUUCAAGAGCGUAGGAGGUGUUCGAACGCAUCUGCUUCAGACUCAUGAACAAAGCGUCAAGAAGAAAAAUGUCACCUAUGAUUGCAGGCAUUGUGGACGCAAGUUAAGCUCGUUGUUAUCCAGAAAAAACCAUGAAAUGUCCCACACUGGCGAGAAGCCUCAUGUUUGCGAACAAUGUGGAAAACGUUAUGUGUAUGCCCACAAUUUGAAACAACACAUGAACACCCAUGUUGAGGGUGGUAAAGCCUGUGUAUGCAAAGUGUGCGGCAAAAAAUUUAAAUAUUCAUCGGUUUUAUGGGUUCACAUGAAAACACAUUCGGAAGACACAAAAUUGAAGUGCGAUGAGUGUGGCAAGACAUUUAAAUGGCCUUCGAACUUCGAGGCUCAUAAAAAGCUGCACACCGGCAUAGAGCUUCCCCAUGUAUGCGAUGUAUGUGGCAAAGGAUUCCGUUGGCCAGCUUCUCUCUAUGUCCACAAGAAAAAACAUGUGGAGAGAAGCGAUGAGCUUUUGGAUUUGGAAAUCGAUGAUGUUAUAUAGCCGCAAUCAAGUCGCAGAAGCAAGUCCCAACUAGCAAAGUUUUUUAUACCCACCACAUUCCGUUUGCAACAAAUUGAAAUA
Molecule: messenger RNA, 1302 nt
Organism: Stomoxys calcitrans (stable fly)
Lineage: Eukaryota; Metazoa; Arthropoda; Insecta; Diptera; Muscidae
Product: zinc finger protein 85
Exons: 2
Coding region: 1-1221 (406 amino acids)
Source: RefSeq, a predicted model, not a curated record